Molecule: messenger RNA, 1715 nt
Organism: Magallana angulata
Lineage: Eukaryota; Metazoa; Mollusca; Bivalvia; Ostreida; Ostreidae
Exons: 2
Coding region: 555-1343 (262 amino acids)
Source: RefSeq, a predicted model, not a curated record
GUUUUUUGUUUUCUUUGGAAGAAAACGACUUUAACAAAGCACUGAAAAUUGUUGAUGGUAUGCAUCAAUUAUUUUUCGUAGCAUUGAUUUGCAAAGCGACAAUGGUGGCUAUUGUAGACAAUCGCCAGAAAGGUAAAUAGUGAUCUACCAAAUCAAUUAUUCAUAACUGUUCUCUGGGUGUAACUUUCAUUGCUGACAUGGACUACAUUGUCAAGAGCGCCCCUUUUGACAGUACACGCAAUACUUCUGUCCGCCCGGAACCUAACCACAAUAUAUACCAACGCGUUUCCAGGAAGAGGUCAAAUGGUAAAAUAUGUCUGGCAACUAAGUCUGCUGCUGCUGUUACAUCGGGCUAAUAGUGGGUGAACUGACAGAAAACUUCGUUGAUAAACAUGUAUAUAUAAAUACACUCAUAUUUAAACCUUCAUCUUCGGUGUUACACACUUGUCUCUACAGAUGUUGCUUUAAAGGCUAUCGGUGUACAGAUACCAAUAAAGAUGGAGGAUUUGCUGUAGUACAGCCUGGGAGAAUGCUCUUUCCGCCAGCUAAUUAAGAUGGUCCCCUCUCGAAAUGCGACUCAGAUAUGUAGCAGUGAACAGACAACGCAGCCCAAUAUAACUCAGAAGGACUCAGAAAUCGAAGCGGUGCUCUAUAUCGUUGUAACAUUGUUAUUUUACUCGCUGGGAAUAAUCAUCGGCAUUAUUUUGUAUCUGAAGAGAGAGAAGCAAGAGAUUGAGGAGGAUAAAUGGUACGACGAGUUUUUAUCUUACGCCGAGGACCCAAAUACGGCUUUACGGUAUUCAAGGGUUCAGCAAGUUGUGGCUAGGCUUAAUUACUUGGAACAGCAGAAACUGAAGAGGGAGAGAGCGCCAACAGACAAAAAAUUAUCAAUAAUGGAAAACAGACGGACGACGUGUGAAAAUUUAACGAGUGUGGAAAGUGAAAAAGCAGACGAGAGGCAAAAUGUGUGUGACCAACAAUGUUGUGCAGUGGACGAAUGUGGAGAAAUGGCGGAUUCCAAUGUAUUUCAGCAAGACGGAGAGUCAAUCUCGGCCGUUGUUGCCAAACUUAUAGAUCCCGAAAAAGAUAAGUAUCUACUCGAGGAUUCCUUUGAAGACAAUAUUAAAAAAGGCAUUCCAUCGUCCUGUUCUAUGCAGUCUAUCAAGGAUUACGAAGAGGAGCCGAGACGUAGCGAGCGUUCUUCUGUGUCGUCUGCCAACGAAGAAAAUUUGAUUGGAGAAGAAAAGACUAAGUUGCUAACAGAAGGCGACAAUGUAUUUGAUGAUUCCUGCACAGAUCAACUACAGAAGAAAAUCAAAGGAUGUAUAGUCACAAAUGUUUAGCAGACCUCUAGUGGACGUCGAUCGGACGUACCGGAGAUGUCUAGAAGAAAUUAAAUUACAGACCAAUGCUGCCCAUGGUAGUUGCAAUUUGUUUACGACGUUUUAAUACUCGUGUGAAUUUGGCUGUGCGUGUAUCGAUUGGCUGCAGAUGUUAGAUGGAAAUAUUUGAUAUGUGUUUUUCACAUCGACCAAUGUUAAAACAAUUAUGUAUACACUAUUCUCAUCGAACGAAAAUUAUUAACUUCAGUAAGCAGUAAUUCAUAUCUGAAUCGAAACAACUGUUUUGUGCUGUGCAUAUUUUGUAUGUUUAUAUGUUAAAACAAGUAUUGAUCUUUGCACGAAUUUGUGAGUAAAAAUAUGAAUGUUAUUGUA